CGCUACCCACCCGGAUAUGACGAAACCACCCGAAGGUUAGGAAUCGGAUAUUCGGAUAUUUCCGUUGACUGAAGAGCAUUAAAGAAUCUCAUUGGUCAACAUAAAUUAUUAUUGAAUUUUAUAUUGGCUGUAGUCACGUCCUCACUGGUUUUCACGUCGUGGGAGCGGACGUGACGCAGAUCAUCGGGAAAUGAAUCCCGUGUGAAGGGAACGGACAACGGAGUGCAGUCGACGAAUCUGAACGGAUCACGGACAGUUGACAAAACGUCCUGUAUCUGAGUCUGUCUGGUUCGUGCCUGUCUGAGCAUUGCUCAAUACCGAUCGGUGAACAAGCGAGCCAAUAGUGAUUGUCGUAACGUCGUCUGUUGAAAUUUUAUGCGGUUUUACCGUUCAGCAAAGAAGGCGACAAUUCGCACCGGUGAUCAUCCUUUCGAAGGAUCAAACACGACGGCACGAUGAGCUUCCUAUUUGGAAGCAGAUCUUCAAAAACAUUUAAGCCAAAGAAAAAUAUCCCUGAGGGGACACAUCAGUAUGAUCUCAUGAAACAUGCUGCUGCCACUCUUGGCUCUGGUAAUCUGCGGCUCGCUGUUAUGUUGCCUGAAGGAGAGGAUCUCAAUGAAUGGGUCGCUGUUAAUACUGUUGAUUUCUUCAAUCAGAUUAACAUGUUAUAUGGUACUAUUACGGAGUUCUGCACAGAAGAAAGUUGUCCAAUAAUGUCAGCAGGACCAAAGUACGAAUAUCACUGGGCUGAUGGUCAUACUGUCAAGAAACCAAUCAAGUGUUCUGCACCCAAGUACAUUGAUUACCUUAUGACAUGGGUACAAGAUCAGCUGGAUGAUGAAACAUUGUUUCCUUCCAAAAUUGGAGUACCAUUCCCUAAAAAUUUCCUUUCAAUCGCCAAAACAAUAUUGAAGCGAUUAUUCAGGGUAUACGCCCAUAUUUAUCAUCAGCACUUCAGCCAGGUGGUUCAACUUGGUGAGGAGGCUCACCUAAACACGUCGUUCAAGCACUUCAUUUUCUUCGUUCAGGAGUUCAAUCUGAUAGAUAGACGAGAAUUAGCUCCUUUACAGGAGCUAAUAGAAAAGUUGACUGCAAAGGACGCGCGAUGAACACUCUCUUCUCCUACUCCAAUCUGUGAAACUCCUCCAAAGAAUCUCAUCUGCGCUAUUUCCGCUAAUUACUAUAUAAUUACGUGUAUUAUUUAACUAAUCGUACCAUCGCUAAUUGAGCUUCGUUGCGAGCCAUAGAUCCUUGUUAUUCGUAUUCUCUUGCUGAUGUAGCUGUGCCGUAUCGAAGCGCGGUCACGAAUUUCGUGAAUGUCCCGAAAUACGUCGUUCUGUCCGUUUAAUCUUGCAAGAAAACAAUAAUGGCCGCCGGAAGCAAAUGGAACUAACAAACGGACAGAACGUCAUGAUGUAAAUUUUUGUUAGAUUUAUUGUUUGCAAGAUCGACUCGAUUCUCGAUAAUUUACCCACAGUUUUCACUCUGAGAUGAAAUGAGAAAGAGUUUUACCGCGUUGCCGAAAUUCGUUAUUUAUUUGACAUUAGGAAGUUCCAUAUCUCUUGAAGUCGAGUUGACUUUUCUUCUCGGUGAUUCACUCGUAACUGCUUGACGCUCAGCACGUGUAUACGAAGAAAAAUUAUUCCGUGAUCCCUGUGGCAGUUUCACAUUCGAUAUAUCGUCAUAUCAUGACCGAUUAGACGCGCUGUUCAAAGUAACCCCUAUCUCGUAUGCUUUGCUUCCGAUAAAGACAAAAUAAUUAUAAAGAAUACAAGGAAGCUUCGUAGGAGUUUCCACUGUCGUAAAAACCAUAAAAAUUACCUCCUCUCUACCAUAGCAACCAAUAUUUAUGCUUUCAAUAAUAGAAUCGCGGGUCGUUUUCUACACUUAGUUUGUAUCUGAGAGUCACACAAAAUAAUGGAAAGUAACUGGAAACUUAAAAGAAAAAAGGGGGAAAUACAAGUAGUCGUAUAAUGACGCGAUAUUAAGUAUCUUACGUCAUUAGAUGCAGGCGAGGGAGAGAGUGAUUAACUGACGGAACGAUGCACUGUCAAUGAUUAAUAAUGAUGACACAUAAACUGUCAAUUCUGAGAUGUCGCACUGCACCUGGUAUGUAAGGGUAUUAGUCUAACGUUAUUUUACUACUCAGCUAUUUUACCAUUAUUAUAAUAUCAUCGUAUUAAGCGCUUAUUAGAAUUAUAAUUCCGCUUGUUCACUCGAAUUGUGAGUAAAUUAUAAAAUCCAGCACAGAGAACUUCUCCUGGCACCAGCCGCCCUCGGUUCGUUACGUUAAUACGUGCAGUCUGUCGGUACGUGUGCUCCAUUUGGUUUACUCGGCGAAGCACGAUAAAAGCAGGGCUGCCGAAUGAUAAUUGUACUAACGGCACGGAAAGCUACGCGGCACGUGCUACGUAGAUUGGCGCGUAAUGCACAAGAAAGAGAUGAAAAACAGAAAAAGAGGAAGUAGAGGGGAAGGUGGCCAGCCGUUGGCUCCUCGCCAGUCGCGAGUACGAAGGAAACGCGUGAAAGUGCUAGCGCGAAGACACAUAGAUUGUGACUCGUGCGGUACGUUAAAAAAUUAAUGAGAUGAACUUAAUGAGAUGUUUUCAUGUAUAUCGUCGUUACGGUUGUCACUGUAUACCGUAACAAUUUUUGUAUAUAUGCAAUGAUUCGUUUUUGUAAUGACUCUCCGUAAGUGCGUAUAUUAGGGUGAACUGUUUGGUGUUGAAUCUUCGAAAGAACGAAAGAGGGAAUGAACUGAUGGCAACGUGUGGCGGAGAAGAAAGAGAAAAAGAGAACGAGUGAAAGGGAGAAACAAUAUGAGAAGCGAGAUAUCUACGCGAUUUAUGGAUUUAAUCGCGUGCGCUGGACAAGACUCGGGAGCUUCUCCAUGGUGCGCGCCACAGGUUCGAAUAUAUAUAUUUGACAUUUAGCGAGCAUAAGGAUACAUACAUAUAUUUUAUAUUAAGUAUUUACAGGAUAAGAAAAAGGAUAUUUGAAUGAUGGAUGAAGAAAAAAAAAGAAUGUUCAUACGCGUCAAUACGCAUGGAUAAGCAAUACGUAGACGACGCAGGCCAUUUUUGCGAUUUUUGCGAUUUUUAUAUCAUUCUUUGAUUUUACAGCAGACACCUUUCACAGGCAUGCUCUCUCUUUUCUUUUUGACUUCUCAUCGGCCAGGAUCAAGCAUCAAGCAGUUUUUUCCCGUGAAUUAUACAUUACGGCUAUAGUGAAUUAGUAUCUCGCGAUAUAAAUAAUAAAAUGGAGCUCUUGGGCGUGGUCAUCGACAACAGGUGAAUGACAAUGAAAACGAAAAAUGGCAGAAGACAUAUUAACCCGCGCAAUAGGUGUAAACGUAAUGCUAAUGUAACUGCACACCGAUUACUAUAGUGUAUUCAGUACUUAAGAAGGAUCGGCCGUUCGUCGCUACCGGAUAGAGCGUUUUGCGUUUUAUCUUCCGUUAGAUAAAGAAAUAAAUAAUAACAGUAUCCACACAGUCACCUGGUCCCUGCGAGCUCAGUCAUGCCCGCGGAUCCUUUUCGCAAGGCUCACUAGAGUAAACACAAUCGCCAGCAGGGAAUCACUUAUAUAUUAGCGCCUGUGUAGAUGCAUCUCACACUUACGAUCAGUUGCAUCCGUUUGUAAAAAUUAAUUAAUAGCCGUCAUCGGAUUUUUAAUAGAUUUAUAAUUAAUUCUUUCACGGCUCUAAUUGCACGAAAUGAAAAAAAUCCAUGGCAUUUUAUUUUUAUCUCGUUCUUGUGCGACGUUAAAUACAUACUUAUACAAUUCAAGCUACUGCUCUCGAUACGUUUUAGCAACGUAUCCAUAUAAACAUGGCCGAAGGAUUAUGUGGCUGCGUGUUCGUAUUACAUAAAUAUUUGUCCUUCGUGCGAAUGGAGCUGUGGAGAGUAAAGAGGAGAAUUGCUCAAUGCGUUCGACCGAGCACGAUGCCAGCCGACGUGUCUCUGUCGAACGAUUGGCAAUUUUUUUAUUUUAGACUUAAGUUUCAAAAGUCAUGACAAUUUUAUUCGAGAUUCUCUGUAUUCGAAUUUUGACUUUGAUCCUUUUAGUCGGCCGAGUACAGGAUCUCUUGUUUUAAUACGAUUCGACAGGACCAAAUUGAAAAUAUUCGACGCGGCCUUGGAUCAAUGUAAUUCGAAAGAGGUAGUUCUGUCGUGAUUACAAAAAAUAUAAUACUUUUUCACUGGUGCCUCUUGAGGUCUGAUUUUCAAUUUGUGAAUGCGACCGAUGAGCGAGAAUCAGGAUCCAAGACAGUUGUCUCUCUCUCUCCUUUUGGCAAAUCAUGUUUUCUUAACUCUCUAGCAAUUCUAGUGAUAUAACUGUGCAAUGUAAAUAGUAUUUUUCUCAAAUAAAGGAAUACUUGAUGUAAUUACAAGAAACGCGAUCGAUCGAUCGUCGUAAUUAGCUAUAUGAAUGUAUACGGAUGACGUAUUAUUUGUUUAGGAUUCUGGCACGCGGAAUAUUUUCGUAUGACGCUGGUUUUGUAUAUGCGUGCACACGUGCUACGAUCGCCGCGAUUGCAAUUCGUUAAAAUAUUGGGCCAAUCGAUUCUGUAACCUGUAAGCAAUAUUAAUCGAUACGCCUGAGUAUUGCGAGCCUUUUGUUACUUUGCGAGAAAUUAAUAAAUGAUCCAAGAUCA
Messenger RNA from Cephus cinctus (wheat stem sawfly), 4657 nucleotides. It is a transcript of the gene mats, whose product is annotated as MOB kinase activator 1B. The record is from RefSeq and is a predicted model, not a curated record. Gene Ontology annotation, molecular function: protein kinase activator activity. The transcript is spliced from 6 exons. NCBI's taxonomy places the organism in Eukaryota, Metazoa, Arthropoda, Insecta, Hymenoptera, Cephidae. Gene Ontology annotation, biological process: hippo signaling; positive regulation of protein phosphorylation. Gene Ontology annotation, cellular component: cytoplasm; nucleus. The coding region runs from base 456 to 1109 and encodes 217 amino acids.